This is a messenger RNA of Anarrhichthys ocellatus (wolf-eel), 1910 nucleotides long. It is a transcript of the gene c8h22orf15, whose product is annotated as chromosome 8 C22orf15 homolog. The transcript is spliced from 5 exons. Lineage: Eukaryota; Metazoa; Chordata; Actinopteri; Perciformes; Anarhichadidae. The record is from RefSeq and is a predicted model, not a curated record. The coding region runs from base 1262 to 1708 and encodes 148 amino acids.
UUUCCAUUGAGUCUGUUUCAUAACCAGUUUAAAGUUCCUCACAGUAACUUUAAAUAGAUCCCUUUACAUUUUCAAGUGUACUAUACCAGAGCAGCUCCAGGCUUCCCAUUGGCUUUUCCCUUGUGAGUUCAGGUUACAGGGUGCAGGCCCCUCUUCUUUUUCAACGCUUUUUCAAGGAUCCAGUGAGAUAACUUGAUUGCCAUCGCAAAGAAACUAUAAAUGUGUCUAUUUGUUUGAAAUCAUUCAAAGUUGCUCUGAAUCAAUAUUUUAUAAUAAUGGAAUAGUUCAAAAUAGUCAUUUUUGCAAAUAUACUUAUUUGAUUGACAUAAAGACUGGAAGCAGAGGAAAACGGCUAGCUGAAGCUCACUAAUCAAAAAGCUAUAUUACAUUUGUUUAAUCCAUCCAAAAAAGAAGUGCAAAAAUGCUUACUUAUUCACUCUUUCCUGCAACAUUCAAUUAGACUAAAGGACAUGCCUAACAAGGCACAGCUGGCUCAGCUGAAUGUAGGGAUCUGGGCAUGUGAGAAGGUAAAGAGGCAACCUUUCUCACAGUCAAAUUAACAUUUUACAUUCUUAUAUCAGACAUUAUUAUAAAAAUAUUGAAUAUUGCCCUUUUAAGUCUCAAACAUAUAAGUACUGAUUAGGCUAUAGAGCUGUUGAUUUAUCACUGUAAUGUUUUGUGGGGAGAUAAUAGUGAUUAUUGUGUUGUCCCUCAUAAAUUAAUUCUGAACUAAGAUUAAAACUGGAUUAAAACUCGCAUCCAUAGGUUUUACAGUCAGUAAGUAGAAACAGGGUUUGGUCAGGCUACUUCAUUUCUUAGUUCCAAUCUGUGGCGGGAAACAACAAAGCCUCUUUUUGUGUUGCCAGUCUUGACAUCACUGUCCAACAUGUAUCUAUAAAGUCCAGAGUGCCAGUCUGUCUGUGUGUAGAGACUCCAUGGAUACGAGCAGCUGCAGUCCCUUGUCUCCCUCAUUUAAAAGGCUUCUGCUUUGAAAGUAGAAGAAGAGGACGACGAUGCAAAAGAGGUUUGUGUGUGUGUGUGUGUGUGUGUGUGUUUACCAUCUCUACAUUAUGCAGGCCAGUUCAUACAGCUUCUCCCUCCGAGCUGAGUCUUUGUCACAAAGUGUCGACCACAACAUUGAUUUAACAGCCUCCAUUGUUGCAUUUUGUGCCCAGUCCAAACUACUCCCUCGGCUCUGUGGAAUAAACAGGUGCCGGUAGUGGCAGAACUAGUGGAGUCUAACUGCAGUCAGGACCAGAACAUGUUUGUCACUAUCCUGCUCGGAGACAGCAGGAUGGAAAUGUUCAAUCUCAACUGUAAACUGAUAAACUUCAUCCAUCAUCUAAAAGAGAGAUGCGGUCUGGACCUCAAAGAGUGUGUGGACCUGAUGGACAGCAGCGGCAGAGUGAUGAACCUGGAGGGGAAGCAGCAAAGUGUGGCUCUGGCCAGCAGCGUGCUGGUAGAGAGACAAUACUACGCCCUGCUGCGAGUGUGCCGAGACGAUGAUACUGGAGGUCGUAAAUAUGUGUCUCUCCUAAACAACUGCAGCCAGAGUCAUCCCGAGUUAACAGAGCUGCUGAGGAAACUGUCGAACCCCGACAAGGAGCGAGACAGAAAGACGAGAGGACGGACACAGAGGAGCAGUCCUGCCGGCCAAACCAGGAGCAAAAACGUCUCUGCACAUAACAAGAAACACCAUCUUAAAUAGUUUCUGUACUGGUCAAGACUUUAAAGUCUGAUUUCAUUCGAUUUCAUAGACUAUUAUAGUAUUAUAACCAUGCAAACAAUGUGUCAGAUAUCGUUUUUGUGUAUUUUUAAAUGUAUGUUUUCUAUCUUUUGGCCACCUUAGUUGUAAUUUAUGAUGUAUUGGAAGAUGGUUGACGCUGUCUUCAAUAAAAAAGUUAAUGAAA